UCAAGGAAGAAAAUCCCAAUUAGUGUUUUUAGUCAUUGGUCUUGCUUUGUGACACUGGUGGUUUAAUAAUUAAUACAAAAAACGGUGUGUUUCUCUCUUACAUAAAUCAGCAAAUGCAAAUCUGUUCCACAGACAAAUCCAGUUGCUUGCUGCUCCUUGUGUUUGAGCCUCUGACCGGACAGAAAAUGUAAAGCCAAGGUGUUAAUUUGCAGUGAGGGGGCGCAGGGAUCAGGGGUCCUGCAGAAGAAUUUCCCAAAGCCUCGUUUGUUAGCCAGGAGGACCACAGACUGACUGCUGGACACAGUCAGAGUGAAAUACACAGUCGGCGGCAGAUAACUAAAGCCUGAACAGGCAGAUAGCAAGAUAAUCUGCAAGCUGUGACAUUCUGCUUGAAGAUGCAUUUCCUCUCUGCUGCGGUCAUCUUGCUGACAUUAGCGCUCACUUUACCGGUUGAAGCAGGCAAAUGUCCCAAAGUGUGCAUCUGUGACAGCUCCAAACUCACAGUCUCCUGCGUUGGCAAGAGCUUAACGGAGAUUCCCCCGACUAUAGAUGAGAUUACAAUAAAACUCGACCUGAGGAAUAACAACCUGAAGGAGCUGCCCAGGGGGGCGUUCAUCCACACACCCUACCUCACCCACCUCAACCUGCAGCGAUGCAACAUCAUCAGAGUGAAGGAGGGCGCUUUCCGGACCCUGGGCCGUGUGGUCUCCCUAAACCUGGCUUACAACAAAAUUGACAUCCUAUACCAAGAGUCCUUUGACGGCCUCUCCUCCUUGAAGGAGCUGCAUCUGGACCACAACCGUGUGGAGGAGAUCCAGCCUGGAGCCUUCACACAGCUGGGCUUCCUCAACAUGCUGGCCCUCACUCACAACCAGCUGGUCUACAUCCCCAACAUGGCCUUCCAGGGGCUGAACAACAUCAAGUGGCUUCGUCUCAGCUAUAACUCCCUGAACAACUUGGCCCCCGAGGCGUUCGCCGGACUGUUCACCCUCUCCCGCCUCAGCCUGGACCACAAUGAGCUGCAGUUUUUCCCCACUCAGACCAUGAACAGACUGCGUGAGGUCACGCGCCUGGACAUGAGUCAUAACCCCAUGAUCUACCUUGGGGAAGAAUCCAUCUCCAUGGCGAAGCUUACGCACCUUUACCUCGACCACAUGUCCCUUCAGGACCUGUCAGGUCACGCUCUGUCCGGCGCCCCCCUCCUCUCCCACCUGGACCUCGGCCACAAUCAGCUUCGUUACCUGGAGCCCCUCACAGGCCCCAAGGAGCUGAAGAGCCUCAACCUGACUGGCAACCCGGUCUACUGUAACUGCUACAUACGGCCACUGAGGCAGUGGGCGAGUGCGGGUGGAGUGAAGCUGCUGGGAGCCUGCGUUGGUCCUCCUCACCUGUCAGGCGAGCCGCUGCAGGCCGUGGCUCCUCUGGAUCUGCGCUGCCGCAGCCGAGGGGAGGAGCUGAAGGAUGAGUUUGACAAGGACGACGAGAGCGCAGGAAGCGCCCCACCCACUGCCAAACCCAAGCCGAAAGUCAAGUGUCCAGUUAACUGUGACUGUGAUAUUGAAGCCCAGCACGCCACAUGUGAGGGUCAGGGUCACACCAAAGUCCCACGAGGCUUCCCCGCCAAGACACAGCUUCUUGACCUCCGCAGCAACCACUUCCACCACCUCCCUGCCAACAGCUUCCCAGGCGCCAGCCAAGUAGUUUCUCUUCACCUGGAGUUCUGCAAAAUUCACGAAGUUGAAGGCAGCGCCUUUCGGGGGAUGAAAAACCUGCUUUAUUUGUAUCUUUCUGACAAUGACCUCACAUCUUUGGAUCCGGAAACCUUUGCCGGAGCCCCCGAGCUCACCUACCUUCACCUGGAAGGGAACCGGCUGGCACAGUUCCCUAGAUCAGCUCUGGCGCUCUUACCAAGUCUGUCUGUGUUACACCUGGAGCGAAAUGCCAUCUCCAAACUAGAGCCCAGUGGUCUGCUGCCCUCAGUAACACCUAAUCUUCGGGAACUUUACCUGACCAAUAACACCGUAUCUUCUAUUGCCAAAGGUGCCCUGGACUCCGCUUACUUAGUUACACUUCACCUGGAUUCAAAUCAGCUUACGGAGAUGCCGAGCCAUGCUCUGUCUGAAGCCCCUAACCUGGAGGAGCUCAGCCUUUCUCAGAAUUCAAUUCGCUGGGUCGGACCAAACGCAUUCCAGACCAUAUCCCAAAGUCUUAAGAGGCUUUACAUGGAUCAGAUGGGCAUAGAGAAGAUGUCCAGGGAUGCUCUGGCAGGGCUGGGCCCGGGGCUGAGAGCUCUGACUGUGAGAGGAAACCAGCUGGAGGAGCUUCCUGACCUGAGGCCACUCACUGGCCUGGAGGUGGUCGACCUGCAGGACAACCCCCUGAUGUGUGACUGUCCUCUGCUGCCGCUACGCAGGUGGAUGGAGAAUGUAAGUUUGGAGGUGACCGCCUACUGUGGGCACCCCCCUGAGCUCAGGGGUCAGAGCGUCAGGGACGUCCAUGUCUUCACAUCCUGCCCGGAGAGCAUCUCUCCUCCAGGCGAAAAGGUUGUUGUGGCCCUCAAACCUCAAAUAGUAAAGAAACCCAAACCCAGCCUCUCAAAGGUUCCUGGGCUCAAAGCUAAGCUGGUGAAGCCCAAAGCUGAAUUACCCAAACCAACCAAGAAAAGGCCUCCGAGGAAACCCGUGGCACCAAAAGUGACAAAGAACAAGAAGAUGUUUUCAUAAAUAAAGCAAUGGUCAGUCCAGCAAUCAUAUGAGUGGGUUUGUUAUUAUUACAGUCUGAUCUUGUUAUUUGAAUAAAGUGCUUCAGAUUAUACUUGUGUCACGUUUACAUGCACUCUUUGCCACUAAAGCAUAAUAACCACAUCAAA
Molecule: messenger RNA, 2869 nt
Organism: Acanthopagrus latus (yellowfin seabream)
Lineage: Eukaryota; Metazoa; Chordata; Actinopteri; Spariformes; Sparidae
Gene: chadla
Product: chondroadherin-like a
Exons: 11
Coding region: 396-2723 (775 amino acids)
Biological process (GO): immune response; toll-like receptor signaling pathway
Cellular component (GO): membrane; extracellular matrix
Molecular function (GO): transmembrane signaling receptor activity; protein binding
Source: RefSeq, a predicted model, not a curated record